AUGUGCUAUACUGAGUUCUCCAUUCUGGUCCAUCGUUCGGGCUCCUACUAUUCCUACAUCUACCUCAUGCUCGGUGAGCUGAUGGCCUUCAUGAUCGGUUGGACGAUGAUCUACUGCGACCCCAAUGAAUCCGUGCUGAAUUUACUUCCUUCAUGUUGCAAGCGCACUUUCAGUUCUUACGCCAGACCAGCCGGGCACGCAAAGCCCGGGUGCCAGGCCAACGAGGCUGAGUUACGCGUUCAGUGGGCGAAUUUCCCCAUCCAGGCAACCGCGAACGGUGUCGACUAUUGGGCCUGCGGUUCUGUCGUUAGCGUCGGCAACUCAAGGCUCUCUUCGCCGCCCGACCGCUGUGAUUGGACGAGCUCGCCCUCUGGUCACUACACCAUAUCGGUCGUUUUGACUCUUGCGGCUACUGUUGCGACUACUGUUGCGGCAAACCUGUUCGUCGCCAUAGGCAGCUUAUUUACCAAACUGAUGCCGUUGGCGCCGUGUAUCACGAUGCUCACGAACGGCAUUCUGAUCCUCAGUCUCUCCUGGGCCACCUGGGUUCGGUUUGCUGUCUGGUCUAUUCUUGGCCUCUUUAUCUAUUUUGGCUACGGAAUUUGGCACAGCACGGCAGAUCAGGACCCUAACAUAGACGAGCCUCUUCAUAUGUUGAAAAUGCCUGCCGAGGACAAAGCACUCUUUACUUCAAACAAGUCUGAUGAGAAGACGAUUGAUGGAGUCCCCUUCGCUGGGACUGACAUCAAAACAUCGACUACUUGA
Protopolystoma xenopodis is the source of this 765-nucleotide messenger RNA. The record is from the annotation of a GenBank genome assembly. Lineage: Eukaryota; Metazoa; Platyhelminthes; Monogenea; Polystomatidea; Polystomatidae.